AUGGCCAAAGUCAACUUUGAAGAUCUGUCCGGUAGCUCCACUCCUGUCACUGCAAACCCUUUCGACGGCCUGAUCAAUGCUUGCCAUGGUGACCCUAAACUGAUCCAAGAGCGGUAUGCUACACAUCGGACAACGCGGAAUGCGCAGCAACGAGAGAAAAUCCUCAGCGACGACUUCAAAGGCUGGAUCCUCGACGAGCAUCUUGUCAAGCUCGAUGGACCCAGGAAGGAUCUAUCGUACAUAGACCCACGUCACUGUCUCGUCUUCUGGGGGAGACCACCUCAGAGAGUCAAGACACUGGUAGAUGUCAUACAGUCCAAGCUGAAGGAUGCCGCUCCAGAUCUCUGGCUCAUGCCUCUUGACAAUCUACAUAUGACGGUGAUGGAAGUCGCCCACUCCAAGACCGAAGCUGAGAUUACUGGCCUGAUGAAUACACUCAAAGACCACUGCAAGUCGAUCGCAGAUCAUACCUCCUCGCAUAGAGCUAGGCUUGUCAAACCUCUUCUGAGCUACGACUCGGCGGCUCUUGCUUUGAGCUUUGUGCCGGCUGCAGGAGAGUCACCGUCGAAUGGUCGGACAGCCGAUGAUGAUCGAUACACAUAUCACCAUUUGCGCCGCGAUACUUACGCUACUAUAACAGAUUCGGGGAUCCAGGUUGGCUCCAGAUACGUUGUGCCUUCGGCUCAUCUCACAAUUGCGAGGUUCAACUCCCCCAACGUGUUCGGAGGAGAUCCGUUGGACGAGAGCGUGACUCUUGACAUCAAGAAGCGAAAACGAUGGAUCGGUGAGCUUGAAAUGAUCAACAAGUGGCUUGAAGCGGAAUACUGGCCUCAAGAAGGACACUUGAUCAUGCCAGGGGGUGAGUGGGUUGUGGGCGAGGAAAAGGGUCUCGAUUUCCGAAACGGCACUCUAUGGUACGGCGGAGGCGCAACCAUAUACCUUGGGGAGGGAUUUGUCUAUGGCGAUACACCAGCGGCAAAGAUCUCGUGA
Messenger RNA from Fonsecaea nubica, 990 nucleotides. RefSeq lists its product as hypothetical. The coding region runs from base 1 to 990 and encodes 329 amino acids. The transcript is spliced from 3 exons. The record is from RefSeq and is a predicted model, not a curated record. NCBI's taxonomy places the organism in Eukaryota, Fungi, Ascomycota, Eurotiomycetes, Chaetothyriales, Herpotrichiellaceae.